AUGAAGCAGACAUCAAGCUCACUUAAGGACACGAUUUCGAGAAUCAUGAAGCCAGAAAGCAAUGUGGACACCUCCCAAGUGAAAGGAAAUGUUUCUCCGGAGGUAAAACAUGCUCUGCUCAGCUCUCUGGUGCAGCCAAGCCACGCCUUGCGGUCGACUGGCAAGCCCUUUAGAGGUUUCAAAGCCGAGUUUGUGUCCCGGAUGCAAUUGGCAGAAGCAUCUGUAUUGUCAAAGGCAGAGGAGCCGGAGCAACUCGAAGGACGCACCGUCUUUGAAGUGAUUGUGGAUGAAGACAUGUUUAAUGAUUUUGGAACCAUGCACGGGGGUUGUUUGGCCAUGAUAAUUGACAUCUGCUCGUCAAUGCCCGUUUAUGUUCUUGGGGCCUCGACAAGCGCUUAUGGCGUAUUCGGUAUACAACAGUCUCUGAAUAUUGUCUACCACUCACCAGCAGUGCAGGGCGACAAGCUACGGAUCGUAAGCACGACACUUACCCUUGGUAGCCGGGCAUGCCCAGGUCGUUGUGAAGUAUGGAAUGUUACGCGGCACCGGUUAGUCGCAUCAGCUGUACACACUAACAUGGUUCCAUCUAAACCGAAGGUAUCUGAAUCUGCCAAACUCUGA
Molecule: messenger RNA, 621 nt
Organism: Suillus clintonianus
Lineage: Eukaryota; Fungi; Basidiomycota; Agaricomycetes; Boletales; Suillaceae
Product: HotDog domain-containing protein
Exons: 6
Coding region: 1-621 (206 amino acids)
Molecular function (GO): fatty acyl-CoA hydrolase activity
Source: RefSeq, a predicted model, not a curated record